Messenger RNA from Heteronotia binoei (common prickly gecko), 359 nucleotides. RefSeq names its product thymosin beta-4. Gene Ontology annotation, molecular function: actin monomer binding. NCBI's taxonomy places the organism in Eukaryota, Metazoa, Chordata, Lepidosauria, Squamata, Gekkonidae. Gene Ontology annotation, cellular component: cytoplasm. Bases 76 to 210 code for a protein of 44 amino acids. Gene Ontology annotation, biological process: regulation of cell migration; actin filament organization. The record is from RefSeq and is a predicted model, not a curated record. The transcript has a single exon.
UACCCUCCGGAGCAGCGUCUGUAAAGAUCGGAGUUGUGUCUGUGCGUGCAAAGCAUCACUGAUUAAUCGGCAAAUAUGUCUGACAAACCAGAUAUGGCUGAAAUCGAGAAAUUUGAUAAGUCUAAGUUGAAGAAGACAGAAACGCAAGAGAAGAACCCACUGCCUUCAAAAGAAACAAUUGAACAGGAGAAGCAAGCGGGUGAAUCGUAAUGAAAUCAGCCGUUCCAAAUUAUGCACUGUACAUUCCACAAGCAUUGCCUUCUUAUUUUACUUCUUUUAGCUGUUUUAACUUGGUAAGAUGCAAAGAGGUUGGAUAAAGUUCAAAGGACUGUACUGCCCCUUUCACAUCCAAAAACGAA